Molecule: messenger RNA, 1121 nt
Organism: Notolabrus celidotus (New Zealand spotty)
Lineage: Eukaryota; Metazoa; Chordata; Actinopteri; Labriformes; Labridae
Product: CDGSH iron-sulfur domain-containing protein 3, mitochondrial-like
Exons: 3
Coding region: 174-572 (132 amino acids)
Cellular component (GO): intracellular membrane-bounded organelle
Molecular function (GO): 2 iron, 2 sulfur cluster binding
Source: RefSeq, a predicted model, not a curated record
AGUCUUUUAUAGUCGUAACCAAUCAUCUGGACGAGUUACAGACAGAAGCCAUGUUGUAACUUUUCUAGUACACAGGUCAAGUUUCUUCAAUCAGCUGGAAGUCCCGAUCAGAUCCUCCGUCCUCGGAAAAGACGCAGAAAUAUCGCGACUUUGUUUACGCAUUUGAAGACGAAAUGAACGCGAGCUGCUUCCUGGUCGCUGUGCGAAGAGGAUGCACGCGGACCUCCAGACGACCUCAACUCGUUUUACCUGCUUCCACCUCGAUGGUUCACUUCCGCCUGGAGUCAUCACAGGUUGUCUCUGCUGCUAGGCUCCCCUACAGAGUGAGUGUUACUGCUGGGAAACGCUAUGCCUGGUGUGCCUGUGGACACAGUAAGAAACAGCCGUACUGUGACGGAGCUCACAAGGCAAAAGCUCCAAGCAUCACUCCUCUACGUUUCACCCCUGAAAAGGACCAGAAGGUGAUGCUGUGUGCUUGUAAACAAACCAAAAAUGCUCCAUACUGUGAUGGCUCACACUUUAGGGUCAUCUUCCAGGAUGUAGUAAAGUCUGUGAAAGGAGUCUUUAAAUGAACAGAAUUUCCGGCAUAUGCACUAGAAGACAAAAGAGCAGAAACUCUAAAAGAGAUGAUGCAGAAAACAGUAACUUAUUGUUAACUUGAUCGUGUCCCAACAGAAGCAAAGCAGCUUUGAUGAUCAACAGUACUGUUUGCCAUUAAAUCUCUGUGUUUGCCAGUAAGCCUGCAGGAGAAAAAGUGUGGUCAUUUUUGUUUCAGGUCAUCAGUAAUCUGCUAAUUUGCAAAACACAAAACAUUUAAUACAAGAUGAUACCUUUACUGCUUUUAAAUUCAUAUGUAAAAUUGAGUGUCCUGUACUGCUUUAGUCUCCUCAUACAUGUCAGAGUUAUAUUUACUGUAUAAACAGCAUUGCAAAUAGCGGAUUUUUCUGUUCAUAUAUUGAAUGUAUAUUGCAUUGAAAAUGCUUAAAUUAGACAUUUAUGCUGCCUGAAAGACAGUAAAUACAUUUUUUCUGUGUCUGCCAAAACAGAGAAGUGACAAUUGACUGUUAUUCCAUGUAUUUUUGUAUUGAUUGAAACCAAAAUAAAAGAAGCUAUGAAUGCAG